UCUAAAGAUUCAGGUCACUGGCUAUCCCUCAGUCCCAGAUUGCCUGUCUUAACACACAUGUCUUUUCUGACUCCAGGCACCUGCCUAGAGUCAUCUGUUAAGACAGUAGAGGUAGGAAAGUGUAGGUGACUUUUUUUUUCUGUUCAUGUUACACCUUAAGAAUGUUCCCUGCAUUGAGUAUGCUAAUGAUAUAGCUUGGGUGUUCAGUGUCCCCAAAGGGAAUUGUGGAACCCUACCCCUCUCAUGCGGUUCCUUAGCUUCCUGGCCAUGGGGUGAGCAUUUCUUCCUUCGCCUCUCCACAGGCCCAAAGCAGCAAACCCAGCCGACCUUGAACUAGAACCUCUAAAACUGUGAGCCAAAAUAAAUCUUUUCUUUUUAGAAGUCGAUUGUCUCAGGUGUUUGUUAUAGUAACGGAAAGCUGCCUGGCACGACUUGGAAAACUAGUUUUGAUGGGUUAGGGAGAGGCUUUGAUUGUGUCCUUAAUUUUCUUGCCAGUCCUAUGGCAGGACACUUAUUUUGAACGGCCUGGAGAAGCAGUGCCCUGUUCGCCUCCCCUGACCCCCACCACCCACAAUCCUGUCAUGGCUACACAUGGACACUCCCCACCUUGUACAGCACAGAUCUGCAGCAGGAGGAGAAUAGAGGGGUCCUGGGCAGGAGAGCUUUACUGAGAGUAGUGAGCUGGCAUGCCGUGAGAGGGAGUGAGUAGGGGCCUUUCAGACAUAUACUUGCCCUGGCCACUGUGUGUGUACGCCUCAUGACGCCACAUACCAGGGAAGGGCUCCUCCAUGGGUCAUGUGGAGACCUGUGUCAUAGCUAUGGCUCUGCCAUGGGACCUUGGCCAAUUCCCUUUGACCUCUGGGCCUUGGUUCCCUUAGCUAUGAAGCAGGGUGCUGACUGGAUGACCUUUGAGGUCCUCGCCAGCUUUGACGUAAUCUUACAGUCUUAGGUUAGGGCUGGAUGGAAACGGGAUCUCUCCCCUGGGCCUGACCCUUGGAAGCUCAUGUGUCUGGUGGCUUAGCAGAUCCUGGCUUCCCAACAGGGGCAUCAACAGGCUUUCGUAAUUCCUUCUCUCUGUCCCUCUGUUUUGUUUUCCUUAACUUCCAUUUAUUGAGCACCCACUGUGUGUUGGCCACUCUGCACUUAUCUCAGUUUUCACAGUCCUCUGUUUUUUAUGGAGGAGGAAGUGGGCCCUGUCAGAUUAAAUCGUCCAAGGCUGUGCAUCCAGGACACAGAUCACACAGGUGCUUCCUAAGGGGCCAUGCUCUCAUUCAUGGCCUCUGACAGCGAGGAAGAAGUGUGUGACGAGCGGACGUCUCUGAUGUCGGCUGAGAGCCCCACACCCCGCUCCUGUCAGGAGGGCAGGCAGGUUCUGGAGGACAGAGAGAAUGCCCAGUGGAGGAGCCAGGAAAGCGAGGAGGACUGUGAGGAAGACCCUGACCAGUACGUCUGCAGUGGGGUCCCCGGGCGGCCAUCAGGCCUGGAGGAACAGCUGGCCCUGAAGUACGGGGCGAAGCACGUGAUUAUGCUCUUCGUGCCUGUCACGCUGUGCAUGAUCGUGGUGGUGGCCACCAUCAAAUCCGUGCGCUUCUACACGGAGAAGAAUGGACAGCUCAUCUACACACCCUUCACGGAGGACACGCCUUCAGUGGGCCAGCGCCUCCUCAACUCCGUGCUGAACACACUUACCAUGAUCGGUGUAAUCGUGGCCAUGACCAUCUUCCUGGUGGUGCUGUACAAGCACCGCUGCUACAAGUUUAUCCACGGCUGGUUGAUCAUGUCCUCCUUGAUGCUGCUGUUCCUGUUCACCUACAUCUACCUCGGGGAAGUACUCAAAACCUACAAUGUGGCCAUGGACUACCCCACACUCCUGCUGACCGUCUGGAACUUUGGGGCAGUGGGCAUGGUGAGCAUCCACUGGAAGGGGCCUCUGGUGCUGCAGCAGGCCUACCUCAUCAUGAUCAGCGCGCUCAUGGCUCUGGUGUUCAUCAAGUACCUCCCUGAGUGGUCGGCCUGGGUUAUCCUGGGUGCCAUCUCUGUGUACGAUCUUGUGGCUGUGCUGUGUCCCAAAGGACCACUGAGGAUGCUGGUGGAAACUGCCCAGGAGAGAAAUGAGCCCAUAUUUCCUGCCCUGAUAUACUCGUCCGCCAUGGUGUGGACAGUGAGCAUGGCAAAGCUAGACCCUUCCUCCCAGGGAGCACUCCAGCUCCCCUACGACCCAGAGAUGGAAGAAGACUCCUAUGAUAGCUUUGGGGAGCCGUCAUACCCUGAGGUCUUUGAGCCCCCCUUGCCUGGCUACCCAGGGGAAGAGCUGGAGGAAGAGGAAGAAAGAGGUGUGAAGCUAGGCCUGGGAGACUUCAUCUUCUACAGCGUGCUGGUGGGCAAGGCAGCGGCCACAGGCAGCGGGGACUGGAACACCACGCUGGCCUGCUUUGUUGCCAUCCUCAUAGGCUUGUGUCUGACCCUCCUGCUGCUUGCUGUGUUCAAGAAAGCGCUGCCUGCCCUUCCCAUCUCCAUCACCUUUGGCCUCAUCUUCUACUUCUCCACAGACAACCUGGUGCGUCCGUUCAUGGACACGCUUGCCUCCCACCAGCUCUACAUCUGACCGCGGGGAGUGGUAACUGGGAUCUGUAGGGAAUCUCGCUGGAUGCCGGUGAGGCUUUACACUCUAGUGCCAUAUAUUUUUAAGACUUUUCUUUCCUUAAAAAAAAGAAAAGAAG
Messenger RNA from Castor canadensis (American beaver), 2720 nucleotides. Lineage: Eukaryota; Metazoa; Chordata; Mammalia; Rodentia; Castoridae. The record is from RefSeq and is a predicted model, not a curated record.